Dicrocoelium dendriticum is the source of this 1337-nucleotide messenger RNA. NCBI's taxonomy places the organism in Eukaryota, Metazoa, Platyhelminthes, Trematoda, Plagiorchiida, Dicrocoeliidae. The record is from the annotation of a GenBank genome assembly.
CUCGUAUGCAGCCUCUAUUUGACUACGUUUCAAUAUCACGAAUGUAUCAUCAACCUAUCGGAUCCGCAACUUUGGGUUGAUUACGGGCAGUACAUCCUCUUCAAGUUUUUGCAUUACUAUUUCUGCAACGAAUCCUGACACAAUGGAUCCCAUCGGGGCUCCUUUCACCUACUCAUAGAUCUGUUGAUCAAAAGCAAACUCUGAAUCAUCCCUAUCCUCAUCCCCCUUUCUACAAACACAAGUUUUGUGCAUGGACUGCAAGAUGAAUUUCGAUGACAAUGCGGCAUUUCGACAGCAGGAAAUCUUUUCGAAACGCGAUUGGGACCAAGAGGACGAACGUGAUGCGAGGGCGGCCAAGUCGAAUCUGACCUACAUUGGCCUGGACGGUAGCAUCGGAUGUUUGGUGAACGGCGCUGGACUUGCGAUGGCCACCAUGGACCUGAUCCAGCUGCACGGCGGUAGCCCCGCAAACUUUUUGGAUGUUGGUGGCGGGGCAACUGCAGCACAGGUCACGGAGGCGUUCCGCCUCAUCACAUCCGACCCGAAAGUUCACGCGAUUUUGGUCAACAUUUUCGGUGGCAUCAUGCGCUGUGAUGUGAUCGCUCAGGGAAUUGUAGCCGCAGCCACCGAAUUGAACAUCAAGGUGCCCAUUGUUGUCCGACUCCAAGGUACGCGAGUUGAAGAUGCCAAAGCAAUCAUUGGAAGCAGUGAAAUGAAAAUACUCGGCUGCAGUGACUUAGAUGAAGCCGCUCGCCUGGCUGUGAAAUUGGCCGAUAUCGUGCAUUUGGCUCGUCAAGCUGCAAUCGACGUCUCAUUCCAGCUGCCCCUCUGAGCCUAAGUGAUCAACUUCUUAACCCCAUCCCUCCUCUUUUUCAACGUUAAUUCUUUCUUUCUUUUUUCUCCUCUUUAUGUGUCCCAACUCUGGGAACAAAAACGCUAUGCGGCAAGUUUUCACUUGCCAACAGAGUAUUCGUACGUGGUUACCACCUUAUUUGCUUCUAGUGACCCACACACCUGUUCUCUUACUUUCUCCAUUAGAACUCAACAAAUUUCUUAUUUUGUUUUCGCACCUGAUUGCAACUAGAAUUUGGUAUUGCUGUUUUACCCUAUUUGUAAUGUCAGAUGAGUGUAUUUGCUUCUUUGUUGUAUAACCAGGGAACUACUUAUGUUGGCGUCUUUCCAAGCCGUUCUUAUUCGCUUGCUUUAUUUUGCCCUUAUUUUUACGAAUAUACUUAGACUACUCAUCAGUAGGUUGUUUUAUACGUGCCAUUUUGGCGUUCUCUGUUCGCUUCCGAAGUGUUGCUCGCCCGUUCGUCAAAUGAAUGCUAGCAAAUCAG